Molecule: messenger RNA, 805 nt
Organism: Linum tenue
Lineage: Eukaryota; Viridiplantae; Streptophyta; Magnoliopsida; Malpighiales; Linaceae
Source: the annotation of a GenBank genome assembly
CGAGUACCUAGAUGAUGAGGUCAUUUCAAUGUAUGCAUGUCAUCUCAACCAUUUUGUCAUGUAUGAGAAGCAACAUAGAAUUGAGGACAAGUUCUGCUUCCUACCUGCCGAUAUACAGGUGGGAGUACAGAAGUAUGUCUAUACUGUUGACAGUGUAUUCAAUGAUUAUCGAUUCAGCUACUUGCGCAAUGCCUACGGAUGCAACAAGGAUGGUAAGCAUUGGUACCUGGCCGUGCUAAUGAUGGAAUUAGAAGAAGUUCAUUUGGUCGACUCAGCACCUAGGGCAAACAACAAUGAGUUUUGUAGGAAGACCGUACGCCAUAUGAUGAAUGUUUUACAUGAUUUAUUCCUUAAGUUGUACUUUGAAUUGGGUACAACGAAGGCGCUGCCGAAAAUUAGUGCGUUUCAACUAGUUAUUCCUGAUGGGGUUCCUAUACAAUAAAACAAAUUUGAUGGUGGCAUGUGGGUUUGCUUAUGGAUGAGGUUCUCAAGUAACUUGGGAAGAUAUGAUGUCGGGCCUUGUGUCGAUGGGAAACGAAUUAGGCUUGCUCUGGACUUGGUUGGUGGGCCACCGAAUGCUAAGUUGGAGAAAAUGCUUCGACGUGCGCAUAAGCACUCGUCUAAAUGGAUGAACAUGAUCCUCAAAGAUAUGGCUGUCAUGGGUGGAGAUGCAUACCUUUAAAUUUUUUUGUUUCUUGUUUUAUUUGUUGAACUAGUUUAUUUAUUGUUUGAUAAUCCUUUCCCCAAAUGUUUAGUUCCAUAGUAUCGAUUAUUGUGGUACAUUGACAAUUUUUUAGGCAUACAC